Messenger RNA from Calliphora vicina (urban bluebottle blowfly), 7732 nucleotides. It is a transcript of the gene ci, whose product is annotated as cubitus interruptus. The transcript has 6 exons. Gene Ontology annotation, biological process: regulation of transcription by RNA polymerase II. Lineage: Eukaryota; Metazoa; Arthropoda; Insecta; Diptera; Calliphoridae. Gene Ontology annotation, cellular component: nucleus. The coding region runs from base 1020 to 5504 and encodes 1494 amino acids. The record is from RefSeq and is a predicted model, not a curated record. Gene Ontology annotation, molecular function: RNA polymerase II cis-regulatory region sequence-specific DNA binding; DNA-binding transcription factor activity, RNA polymerase II-specific.
GUUGGUUGAAAGGUUCGAUGGUGUGUGUCUGUGCAAAUGCUCAAUGUUUGAUCAACAAACUAAACGGUUUGACGUUGCUAUUGAUCAGACACUAGAUGACUGAGCGACAGUCGUACUGACCGACUAGCUAGCUUACUGUUUAGUGAGUGUGUGGGUUCUGUGUGUGCAUUGUAUGGCAAUGUGUGUACACAUGUAUCUACAAACAUUCCUACUACAUCCAUCCAUCCAUAUUUAUGUUGUUUGUUCUCUGCUGCUCUAGCUACUUUAAGCAAACCAUUGCAAGUUGUUUGCUCUUAUGCAUCCUUGAUUAAAUCUUUAGUACGGAAAUAACUUACUUACUAAACACACGCGUUCAUUGCUCGUUACACACUCUCAGCUGAAAGAAAAAAAAAAAAGAUUUAAGAAAAAAACAAAUUUAUAGAAAAUGCCGUGGCGUGUAGCAGCAGACAUAGAGAUCAAAAAAGUUACAAGUUGAAAACAAAAUCUUUUAUGAAUCAAUUAUUUUUGAGUGUCGACAGUCAUGUUUGUUUAAAUUUAAGAUAGAAUCACAAUUAAAUUAAAUACAAAGAUACAUACAAAUAAUUAUAAAAUUAUCAAAUACAAUAAAAUACCUAGAGAUAACUAAAUAAAAUGUAAUAUGUAUACACAAGUUUCAAUACUGCGGUACCGUGUAACCAAAUCAUGUUUAAUUUUUAUAAUUCCAAAACACAAAGCCGCCGGUUAGUCAACGUCAAGCAUUUACAAAAUACAUAACGAUCAACAGUUAAAGAGUGUCAUAUAAUUUAACAUACAUAUUUCUUAUACAAAGGAUCAACAAAAAUAAGCAAUUAUUAAACAAAUAAUACAGAAAUAAAUAAAAAAAAAAUUGAAAAUUACAAUUAAACAAAAUUUAAAUUAAACUUAAACAAAGUUCAACAAAACAAAAGAAAACAUCUAAAAUAUUUUCAUGUAUAAUUGUUUGUGAUAUUAACAAUUUCGCUUCUGCAAUUGAGGAAUAUAAUUUUAAGCAAAUACCAGACAUGGAUGCCUACGCUUUACCACCAUACUUUCCGUUAGCAUAUUCAGAUUUACAAUAUUUGGCAUCCCGAAGAGCAGCUGCUGUUGCUGCUGCCACAGUAUUGUCACCACCACCACCCCAGCCAUCAACUCUAAAUGGAGCGAAUAGUGGAAAUGGUAUAGAUAGUGUGUCAGCAAUAGGUUCAAACGGAACGCAUAGCUCAGAAAAUGAUAAUACAUCGAAUGGUCCAAUGAUGACGCCACACAAUGCACAUCUUGGACAUGCCGUACAUCACCAUGCCGGUCAUACUGGUCUACAUGCACCACCACCUCCACCACCACAUGCUGCUGCCGCUCAAGCCCAUGAAUUUCAUCCGGCCUAUCGAAUUCCUGGUUAUAUAGAACAUUUAUAUUCGUUGCAGCGUGUUAGCCCCACCUCUUCUUUUUACGAUCCAUACUCUAAUUGUGCAACCGCAUUUCAUUUAACUGGUUUGGGAUUGAAUUCGGGAGAUUAUUUGGGGGCACGUGGUGUUGGUUCCUUAGGUGAACUACAUCCGGCAGCAGCUGCUGCAGCAGCGGCCAAUUCUCUGGCUAGCACCGACUUCCAUUUUAGUAUUGACAAUGCCAGACUCAGUUCAUCACGCACCGGUAGUUUAAGGGCCAGUAUUAGCCGUAAAAGGGCUCUUUCAUCCUCACCUUAUUCAGAUUCAUUCGAUAUUAACUCAAUGAUACGGUUCUCACCCAAUUCCUUGGCCACUAUAAUGAAUGGUUCGCGAGCUAGCAGUGCUGCUAGCGGUUCGUAUGGUCAUCUGUCAGCUGGCGCCAUGAGCCCCAUGCACAGUGCCAUGUCACCGCAUAUUCAGCAAUUACAAGCCCAUUUACUUAGAGCCAGUGCGGGACUGUUGCAUCCACUUCCUACACACCAAGCAGCAGCUGCAAACAUGCUGUCAAUGGGUCAUGUACAUACUCUACAGUCAGCUGUGGCUGCUGCAGCAGCUUAUAAUGCGGCAACCGCAGCCAAUGGAGCACCUAGCAACGUCACAACCAACAAUUCCCCCUUUCAUCCUCCCAUAAAUGGUCACACAAACGUACAUGCCGCUAAUGUGAAUAGCAAUCAAAAUAAUAUGAUUAAUAGCACCACUAAACAGAUGCAUUAUGAAGAAAUAUGUACGGAACGUUCUAAGGGAGAGCAGCCCUCAUCCACCUCACACAACGACAUUACUCAACAGGAGGCCGAUAGUGCUUCAGCCAAUUCAGCAACUGCGAGAAGACAACGUCUUAAUAAAAUCACUACUUCCAGUAACGUUGCCACCCCAACUACUACCUCAUCGACGACGCCACACCACCACCAUAGCAGCAAUAAUCACGUACAAUGUGGUCCACCCACUACAACUACACCACACAGUGAUUAUGAUUGCGCCACUGUGGAUACGACUGAUAUAAAAGAUGAACCAGGCGAUUUCAUAGAGACCAAUUGUCAUUGGCAAGAUUGUGGCAUUGAAUUUAUGACGCAGGAUGAAUUAGUAAAGCACAUAAAUAAUGAUCAUAUACAAAGCAACAAAAAGGCAUUUGUUUGUCGUUGGGAGGAGUGCUCACGAGGCGAGAAACCCUUCAAGGCCCAGUACAUGCUUGUGGUACACAUGCGUCGCCAUACAGGAGAAAAACCGCAUAAAUGCACAUUUGAAGGAUGUUGUAAAGCCUAUUCUAGAUUGGAAAACUUAAAAACUCAUUUGCGAUCACAUACUGGAGAAAAGCCAUACACGUGUGAAUAUCCUGGAUGUAGCAAGGCAUUUAGUAAUGCCAGUGAUAGAGCAAAACAUCAAAAUCGAACUCACAGCAAUGAGAAACCCUAUGUUUGCAAGGCACCUGGAUGUAUUAAACGUUAUACUGAUCCCAGUUCUCUAAGAAAGCAUGUAAAGACCGUACAUGGCGCUGAAUUCUAUGCCAACAAGAAGCACAAGGGCUCUAUACAUGACAACGAUAGUUCCGCUGGUGGUGGCGGUGGAAAUAAUGUGGGCAAUAUAGAGUCUCCUGAUGACUUUCGUUCGAGUAAAGCCAACAGUUUAUCAUGUCCGAGUAUCAAAUCUGAAUCAGAUGUCAAUUCACCGCCACAAUUGUCAGUGCACAGUCCGACCAUAUCGCAAACGGGUGGCAAUCAGGCAGCACAUAAUCAAAUGCAGUUCAAACCUGGUAGUGGUAUACGAAUGGGAGCAGGAAGUAAAAUGGGUGAUGUUAUGGGAGCUUUUAAUAAUCACGAUGAUUAUGGCAACAUGGCAGCGAACGAUGACGAAGCUUGGCUUUAUGAUGAUGACGUAGAUGCCGCCGAUUUGCCCAUAGUUCUUAGGGCCAUGGUCAGUAUUAGUAAUAGUCCCAAUAACAGCAUGGUCACAAGUGGUGGUGGAUCAUCAACCGUAUCUGCCGGUACUAUGCGUCAGCGUUUUCGCUCGCGUUUACAAUCCAAAGGCAUUAUUCUUAACGCACCUGCUUUAUCGAAUAUACCCGAAAUCAAUCGCAGUAUUGGUAUUGGUGAGCUCAAUCAGCGCAUUACAAACUUGAAAAUGGAACCAGGCACAGCUGAUGCAGCCUCUGUAAAACAUAAUGAUAUGAAGAACCCGUGUUCAACGAAUUUGAACGACUUGCAAACACGUUUAUAUUCCAACACGAAUACUAUGCUUAGUAAUUAUAGCAAUGGUGGUAGUUCACUAAUGCAAGCGAAUUUACGCCGUGAUAGUCAGAAUUCAAAUGCCAGCACUUAUUACUGUAGCAUGCAAAGUAGACGUAGCAGUCAAUGUUCUCAGUUGUCUUCAAUUUCCACGAUGCGACCAUGCUCGUACAAUGCUGGAUCAUUGUACGAUCCUAUAUCACCGGGGUGUUCAAGGCGGUCAAGCCAAAUGUCUAAUGUAACCACAGGUGGAGUUAGUUCCGCUGUUGCAGCGCUAGGUAACAAUGGAACCAAUCGAGUUGGUGCAAAUUCCAUUUGUAAUGGUAACAAUUCGUGCUUAAGUGGUGCCUUAAAUUCAUCUAAUAACUCCAGCCUGCCGCCACCUCCAUCUUCACACUUAAUUUCCACACACUUACAGCGUUUACAGACAUCUUCGUCAUCGUCUUGCAUAAAGCAUCCACAUGAAAGUGGGCGCUUUUCCAUACCAAACGCCUUUGCAGUGUCGCAAAUCGAUAGCCAUAUAACACAGCCAAAUAAGGAACAAAACAGUGGUAAAGUAACGGGACGUCGUCUUUCAGAGCCGGUGAAAAAAUCGUGCGAACGUCUUCUUCCAUCGCCCACAACACUAACAAGUACUUUCCAAAAUGUUGGUUUAACUACUGCGAAAAAGCCCACCAAAUCCCCAGUAAUCGGCACUACCACCACCCCAAGUGCGAUAGAAUCUGGCUCAAAGGAAACCACAGAAACUUCUUUGGAUCACCAUCCCAAUGAAAAAGUCAAUCUCGAUGAGGUCGAGGAGGAUGAACUUAUUGAAAAUAAACUCGUGCUACCUGAUGAAAUGUUGCAAUAUUUAAAUCAAGUAGCAGACAAGACACCUUGUAACAACAUCAGUAAUAACACGGGCAAAGAAUCUAAGCAAGCCAUAUGCCAACCUCCCAUGUCAUCGCCUAAUCUAUAUCCAAACAGCCCCGAGAGUCCAUCUACAAUUACGCAGGUUAUGUCUCCUCAAUCUGGCCAUACCAUGUCAGCCUUGGGUAGUCCCUACUCUCACCGAAAUUGCGAUCAACGUUCCCAAGCAGAUACUCAACGUCGUCAAUAUCCGGUUUACUAUGAUUAUUACCAUGAACGAGCUGAAAACGCAAAUGAUCACAAUACAAAGAGCAAUAAUUAUUUCUGUUCUCAACAGCCAUCAGCCAAACCUAGUCAGGUAUUGACUGGAUCAACAUAUACUCAAAAUGUUACUGCACCCGCUGACAGUUCAAUGACAAGUUUACCCGAUAUUAGCAACGGAGCAGUCAAAGCAAACUAUUUCGGUAAUGCAGCUCCUCCUCCCCAGGCCGGCAGUGCUGUACACAAUGAAAUACAAUGUCAAGAUAUAACCCAAUCGCAAAUGUCACCAGCGUUAGUAAAACCACCGACAGCAUCGUGUAACAACAACAUGAAUAUUAGUUACUCACAAAAUCAACUCUCCUUUAGCCAGUACAUGCCAGUUGCGGCAACGUUCUACAAUGCAGCCAAUAACAACAACGCCAACGCCAACAAUAACAACUCAACCAGCAACAUGUGUACUGAUGCCUAUCAACGUACCUUGGAGUACGUGCAGAACUGUCAGAGUUGGUUGCAAACCAAGAAGAGCCCAAAUCAAAAUUCACCAAAUGCUGAAUUUGUCAUGCCAUCGUGUCCAGUGCAAAAUACAAAUCACCUACAACCAGGCCAUCCUCAUCAACAUCAUCAGCCAGAUGUUACAAGCUCUACCCAUCCUUCUCCAAAUAUGGUUAUUAAUGACAUGACCACUUCGCUAAGCUCUCUACUGGAAGAAAAUCGAUAUUUACAAAUGAUACAAUAGUUCGCUUGUUCCAUUCAUUCGUACAUACAUACUUACAACAUUCAUAUUCAUGAUCGCACAUCAGUGCAUCAGCGCAUUUGCGAAUUAAUCAAUAUUCUGAAGACAUUCGCUUUCAAAGUUCAUAUCAAGAAGAAUUUAUACAAAGUGGAAGUUGCUGCGAAUUGAGGCAAAUUCUAUCGAAUCCAUUAAUUCGUUAUAUACACUCCAUAUCAAAGAAAUCUCAAACACUGUUAUGUCAAAUUUCACAUAUCAAAAUUGAAUGAAUUCACGUUAGUUGCUAUCACCUUGUUAAAUUUACCAUGCUCAAUACGCUCGAAUUUGCCUUAGUUUGUCACCGCAUCCUCCUGAUAUAAAUUCGCCUUUGUUCUUAAGUAAUAGUGCUGGAUUUCUUCUGAAUUAUGGCCAUUUAAUUAAGUUAUUUCAUAGUGUUUUGUUCUUAACUAUCUUUUGUAAGUACAACGUUUUACAAAACAUCAUCCAUACAUCAAAAGAGAGUUUGAAAAUACAUACAUAUAUUUUUAAGAUUUAUAUUAGUACAAAGUUAUUUUUCUCUUCAUAUAAUUUCAAUCAUACCCAUUUUAUUUUCUAAGCAAAUUUAUUUACAAUAUUAAAAAAAAAGAAAAAAAACAAGUAAGAAAGUAUCCAUAUAAUACCCCACGCUGAGUACAUGUCAAAAAUCAGUUUUCGCAUAAAAUUUAAAUAAUUUGUUAUUCGUGAGUGAUUUUCGGAAGUGUGCCUACUAUGGGAGUUAUGACUAAUCAUGGACCGACUAAAGUCUUUUCAGGAGCUAUGACAAAUUAUGGACCGAAAAAAACGCAUGUGCCAAAUCAUAUCGAAAUAUCUUCAAAAUUGCGACCUGAGAUGCUAGACUAAUAUUUUUUAGGCGUUACAAACAUCAGCACAAAUGCAAUGAACCCUCUCCAAUAUGCUGGUGUAGGUUAUAACAAGCAAAACACAACUAGUUGAUUUUAUUGUCCUGUAAAGUAAGGAAAAUGUUAGUUAGGACCUUUCUAUAUUAAGGUAUCGAUAUAAUAUGCACUUCAACACCAAAAUGAAUAGUAUUGCAAUUGUCACACUUUGGCAACACUCAAAAUGGUUUAGCUCUUUUACAUUGUAUAUGUCUUUGACAUCACUCACAAAUUCACUAGUGUUUGUUGUUACGAAUAAUACAACAAACGCAAGACCAACAAAAACAACAGACAGACUUUGACAGCUCCAGCCAACAUAAAUGUACUUGUUGUAGACUCGCUUUCACCUUAUAAUGAAUAGAGAAUAAUAGAGAAAGUGCAAGAAAGGAAGCAGAUAAAGUAUGAAAAACCGGUGUUGCCAUAUAUUAGUUGUUUAUUUUUAGUAUUGUUUGGAAAAUUAAUCCAUGCUCGUAUUCAUCAUGUACUUCAUCUAUCAGUUGCAUUUAAUGUUGAGAGAGUACAAAGGUUAUUGAUUCGUUAAUACAUUUUAUUAAGGCAUACAUACAUUAUUUAUACUCAUAGUUAAAGACUUAAUUAAUAUAAAAUUGCACAUAUGUAAUUUCAAAUAAAAAUUAUAGAACAUUUUAUAAACUUAGACAGUUUUGUGAUGGAAUUUAAAAUAUACAAACAAACAUAUUUCUUAAAUUUAUAGAGAUUAUUUAGGAAAAAAUAACUGAUAUAAAUUAAAUUACUCGUACACUUUUAAAAAAAAAAACAUUUUGAAGUAUAUUGCUGACUGUAUAAUAUACCUACUAUAUACUUACAAGUGCGAUUAAUCUGCCUUCGUUUCUGUUAACAGUUUUAUUUAUUAGGUAUAAGUAAUUUUAUUAUUACAUACUUACGGACGGACAUACAUAUUUUAUUAAAAUAAAAAUUCAACCCACCCAAACUUCGUUCAACAAGGUUCUCAGAGGUACAAAUAUCUAUUUUUAUAGCAUAUAGAACUAUAUUAUAUAUUAUUAUAUAUUAUAUAUAUAUUUAAAAACUAUUGUUAAGAUAUAAAUACAUACAUAUAUUUAAAAUAUUAUUUGAUGAUAGUGCUUCCACAAGUAAAUAAUAUGUAAUGUUAAGUUUUUUCAUUAUACUACAGAUAAACUAUAUAGUAUAUACAACAACCUCCUACUUAUAUUUAGUACAUACUCGAAUACAAUUAUUAUUUUUUUUUAUAUUUUUUUAGUGCUUCCAUUUAUAAAUUCUUUAUUAUUUUUGUAACAUUGUAUUUAAUAAAUGUCUUCCAAUAUAAUAAAAAUACAAACAAAA